AUGAAUUUUGACAUUUCUACUUGGAAAUUUUUCACAGAUUUGCAGUUUUCUCGCAUCUUUUAUUACUCGUCGUCUUCUUCUCUAAAAAAAAAUAGAAAAUGUUGCGUGUCGCUUCUGGACAAGUUGCCAACGUGCUGCGUGGUGCUAUGGGCCUAUCUGGUCGCAUUGCCACAGUCGGCUCAGUGCGUGCUUCUCACGGUGAAGAAAAUGAGGAAGUUUUCAACAAACGUUACGAAGAGUACUUCAAUCGCAAAGAUAUCGAUGGCUGGGAAAUCCGUAAAGGCAUGAAUGAUUUACUGGGCAUGGAUUUAGUGCCAGAACCCCAAAUAAUUGAAGCUGGACUACGUGCCUGCCGUCGGGUUAACGAUAUUGCUUUGGCAAUUAGGUGGCUGGAAGGCUGCAAAGACAAGUGCGGUGACCAAAAAAGCACUAUCUACCCAUAUCUGAUCCAGAAUAUUCGUCCAACCUUGGACGAAUUGGGCGUUCCAACUCCAGAAGAAUUGAACUAUGACAAACCUGAGUUGGCAUUGAAAUCGGUUUACGACAUGUAAAUUAGUUAAAAAAAAUAGAAUCAUGCUUAAGUUGACUACGUUUAAGCCAAAUUUAAAAUAAAAAUAAGAUAAAAUGUGCUGCGAUGAUUAACAUGAAGUGGUUGAUUACAUACGUUCAAUAAAUGUGUUGGAUAAAAUAAUUGUCUACAUCGUGACAGUGGA
Messenger RNA from Ceratitis capitata (Mediterranean fruit fly), 713 nucleotides. Its product is annotated as cytochrome c oxidase subunit 5A, mitochondrial. The record is from RefSeq and is a predicted model, not a curated record. The transcript is spliced from 2 exons. Gene Ontology annotation, biological process: mitochondrial electron transport, cytochrome c to oxygen. Gene Ontology annotation, cellular component: mitochondrial inner membrane. Bases 99 to 551 code for a protein of 150 amino acids. NCBI's taxonomy places the organism in Eukaryota, Metazoa, Arthropoda, Insecta, Diptera, Tephritidae.